Aspergillus lentulus is the source of this 7281-nucleotide messenger RNA. It is a transcript of the gene ags2, whose product is annotated as alpha-1,3-glucan synthase Ags2. Gene Ontology annotation, cellular component: fungal-type cell wall. Gene Ontology annotation, molecular function: alpha-1,3-glucan synthase activity. NCBI's taxonomy places the organism in Eukaryota, Fungi, Ascomycota, Eurotiomycetes, Eurotiales, Aspergillaceae. The record is from RefSeq and is a predicted model, not a curated record. Gene Ontology annotation, biological process: fungal-type cell wall (1->3)-alpha-glucan biosynthetic process.
AUGGGUUGGAGGCUUGUGGGUUCGUUGCUUGCGUUCUUCGCGGCAACCUCGAUAGCAUGGCCUUACGACGAGGCCCUUGUUGAUUACAAUCUCAACACGAACAGACAAGCGAGCAAUCCUGCUGAAUACUCUACAGAUGUACCUGGCCACAAUUACACACCUUCGCCUGACAAUUGGCGUUUCCCCAUGUAUACCCUCUUCCUGGACCGUUUUGUCAAUGGUGAUCCAACCAACGAUAACAUCAAUGGCACCCUCUUCGAGCAUGAUCUCAACUCGAACCAGAUGCGUCAUGGGGGUGACGUCGUCGGCCUGAUUGACACUCUGGAUUAUCUUCAUGGAAUGGGCAUCAAGGGCAUCUAUCUGGCAGGCACGAUUUUGAUGAAUCAGCCCUGGGGUUCAGACGGCUAUUCAGCCCUCGACACUACGUUGCUCGAUCAACACUUUGGGAAUAUCCAGACUUGGAGGGACGCAAUCUCGGAAAUUCACCGACGAGGCAUGUAUGUCGUUUUCGACAAUACAAUCGCUACCAUGGGUGACUUGAUUGGUUUCGAAGGAUACCUGAAUACCACUACCCCUUUUUCCGUCAAAGAACACAAGGCACUUUGGAAGACUGACCGCCACUAUGUCGAUUUCCACUUUGGAAAUGAUUACAACGAGACCUGUGACUACCCGAGAUUUUGGAAUGAGACUGGCUGGCCAGUCGACCAAUCCGUCAGGGACCAAUUGAAUGGGUGCUACAACAGUGACUUUGACCAAUAUGGUGACCGAGAAGCUUUUGGUGUCUAUCCAGACUGGCAACGUCAGCUGGCAAAAUUCGCUUCCGUUCAAGAUCGUUUGCGCGAGUGGAAUCCCAGUGUCAGACAAAGAUUGACUCGCCAUUCCUGCAUGAUUAUCGAGGCCCUUGAUAUUGACGGCUUUCGGUACGACAAGGCCACGCAAGCCACCGUGGAUGCCCUGGGAGAGAUGUCGCUCGCUUAUAGGGAGUGUGCUCGUAAAGUUGGCAAGAACAAUUUCUUCAUUUCCGGUGAGAUCACUGGAGGAAACACCUUUGGCUCCGUUUACCUUGGGCGUGGGAGGCAGCCCAACCAAUACCUGGAGUCUGCCAUCGAUGCUAUGAACAUGACCAAUUCAUCGGACCACCAGUAUUUCUUGCGCGAGCAUGGCCAUGAGGCUAUCGACGCAGCAGCCUUCCACUACUCCAUAUAUCGCUCCCUGACUCGAUUUUUGGGCCUCGAUGGGAACCUGGCGGCUGGCUACGAUACUCCAGUUGACUGGACUGAUGCCUGGAACCUAAUGGUCAUAUCCAAUGAUAUGAUCAAUGCCAACACUGGGAAGUUCGAUCCUCGACAUAUGUAUGGCGCCACAAAUCAGGAUGUUUUCCGAUGGCCGGCCAUUGAGUACGGUGUAGAGCGCCAGCUCCUUGCUCUGUUCGUCACAACCCUGCAUCUUCCCGGCAUCCCACUUCUUCUGUGGGGCGAAGAACAGGCUUUCUACAUCUUGGAUGCUACGGCCUCCAACUAUAUCUAUGGACGUCAAGCAAUGUCACCCGCCACAGCAUGGAAGACUCAUGGCUGUUUUCAGCUGUCACCAUCGCAGUAUUACAACUGGCCUAUCCAAAAGGGUCGCCAGGGUUGCCAGGACCAGACGGCCACGUACGAUCACCGUGAUCCUUCCCAUCCCGUCCGGAACAUUAUCAAACAUAUGUACCAGAUGAGAGAGAACUACCCUGUCUUGAACGACGGAUGGUGGCUACAGAAGCUAUCCAAGCAGACUCGUGAAAUUCAUCUCCCUGGUUCAAACAGCACUCCUACCGAAACGGGCAUGUGGUCAAUCCUAAGAGACGUGACCCCGGGUAUCCAAAGCCUCGGCCCCGACAAGGACGACCAACCGGUGUGGCUGGUAUACCAGAAUGAGAAUCAUACCGUUGACUACAAAUUCGACUGCGGCAGCAAUGACUCUGCCCUAAUCGCUCCGUUCGCCUCCGGAACCACAGUACGAAAUCUGUUUUAUCCACACGACGAACACGUUCUAAAAGAUGGUCCAAAGAAACUUGGCUUGAAUGGCUCCACGGACACCAAUGGCUGCCUCGAUAGUCUGACUCUCAAGCCUUUUGAGUUCCGGGCCUAUGUCCCAAAGAAAAGAUUCAUUGCUCCCCGGCCCAUGAUCACUCAGAUCACGCCUGGCCACGAUACCCCAUUACUCUCAAAGGUCGCACCUGACCAGGCUGAAGAGAUAGAUGUCAGCAUCUACUUCUCGGCAGAAAUGGACUGUGACUCUGUCACAAAGUCAAUCACCCUGAAUUCGACGACAGAAUCUGGGAAAAUGCCAUCUGUUGACAGCAAAAGUGCGAGUUGCAACAAGAUUCCAGCGACGGAUACGCAAUGGACCGGUCAACUUCCAAGCGUCUGGGUUUGGACCGGAAAGUUGACUGGCGUGUAUAAUGGGAUUCAUCGGUUGACGGUCACAAACGCGAGUGACUCCGCUGGGACGAGCGCAACAAAUGCCAUUGACCAUUUCUUGUUUCGUGUUGGCCAAAGUGACAAUCCCAUGGUAUUCACCUCGGCCAAUUAUUCCAGUAGUCUGUUGCAUGAGCACGAGAACGGCACACUUUUCAUCCAACAUCAUGCUGCGGGUGCCGACAAAUAUCGCUAUUCCACCAACUGGGGAAGUUCAUUCUCUAAUUGGAUGGACUACAAAGGCGGCAAUGAGACAAUCGAAGAGCUUCCCUGGUCCGGAACCAAGAAGCAGAAAUGGCAGGGAAAGCAUGUGCGCGUUGAGUAUUGGAGCAAGUUGACUGGGAGCAGCGACUAUGUCCAAGAAGGAGACUCUGGCUGGGACUCCAACCGCCCACGGCGCUUCCCUCACCUCUUCUUUAAUGGGCCGUAUAAUCAAUAUGGCUAUGAUGCUGGACUGAACAAUGCGGUUCAGCUAGCAGACAAUGGACUGUGGCGGUUUAGAUUUGUAGCUGAGUGGCCAGCGCAGGGCCAGUUCAAUGUCUGGGGCAUCAAUCCUGAUGGUCAACCCGACCAGAGUUUCGUGUUUGGUGAUGCAGAUAGAGACGGCGUCCUAGAUCGCAUGCCUCCCUCUUCCCUCAGUACCACACUGAUUAACAUCACCGACCACCCGCCAGCGCCUCAUCUGGCAUGGGUCCUUCACCUGGAUGAUUCGACUCUGCAGUUCCGACUCGAGCCAACAGGCUCCAGGGCAGUUCAAAUGGCCGUUUUCUUCCUCAUUUGGCUCAUACCAGUUCUGACGGCUGCUGCAUGUGUAUACGGCUUCAUGAAAUCGUUCUACCAAGUGAAAUUUAACCAAGUCGGCGUCAGCGAGAAGAAGACGCUAUUACCAUUAUGGCUCCGGAGGAAGAUCAAGCGCGCAGCUCUCGAAGAUGGCGAGCCUAUGAAUCCUCUUGUCCGCUUUGCAAACAGGUCAGGCUUUCUCCAAAGUAGGUCUGCAUUCAAUGAAGGGGCUUUAAAGCGGAGGACUGUCCUGAUUGCCACAAUGGAGUACGACAUUGAAGAUUGGGCGAUCAAGAUUAAAAUCGGCGGUCUAGGCGUCAUGGCACAGCUUAUGGGCAAGAACCUGGGGCACCAGAACCUGAUAUGGGUUGUCCCUUGUGUUGGUGGUGUUGAUUACCCCGAGGAUCAGCGGGCUGACCCGAUGUUUGUCACCGUGCUCGGGAACUCUUAUGAGGUCAAUGUCCAGUACCAUGUUGUCAAGAACAUCACUUAUGUUCUCUUGGAUGCACCCGUCUUCCGCCAGCAAACCAAGACCGAGCCGUAUCCUGCUCGGAUGGACGAUCUGGAUAGUGCCAUCUACUACUCUGCCUGGAAUCAGUGUAUCGCACAGGCAAUCAGGAGAUUUUCUGUCGAACUGUAUCACGUCAAUGACUAUCAUGGCUCGAUUGCUCCACUCUAUCUGCUACCACAGACUAUACCCAUUUGCUUGUCCCUCCACAACGCUGAAUUCCAAGGACUAUGGCCAAUGCGAACGCAGAAGGAGAAAGAUGAAGUCUGUUCCGUGUUCAACCUUGACCUUGAUGUAGCAAGUCGCUACGUCCAAUUUGGUGAGGUUUUUAACAUGCUUCAUGCGGGUGCAAGCUACCUUCGGCUGCAUCAGCAAGGCUUCGGUGCCGUAGGUGUCUCAAAGAAGUAUGGGAAGCGCUCUUAUGCCCGGUAUCCGAUCUUCUGGGGACUGAAGAAAGUUGGAAACCUACCGAAUCCUGAUCCUACAGACACGGGGGAAUGGAACAGAGAGCUAACUAGGCAAUCUGACAUCAAGGUGGAUGCAGCUUAUGAGGCCAGCCGCGGAGAAUUCAAGCGUCAGGCACAGGAGUGGGCAGGACUGGAACAGAAUCCCAAUGCAGAUCUCUUGGUGUUCGUUGGAAGAUGGUCCAUGCAAAAGGGUAUUGACCUCAUUGCAGAUGUGAUGCCUGCAGUCCUAGAAGCUCGGCCUAACGUCCAGUUGAUUUGUGUUGGUCCGGUUAUUGACCUCUAUGGCAAAUUCGCGGCGUUGAAGCUUGAUCGUAUGAUGGAAUUGUACCCCGGCCGUGUGUUCUCGAGGCCCGAGUUCACAGCACUUCCGCCAUUCAUCUUCUCUGGUGCUGACUUCGCUUUGAUCCCAUCCCGCGAUGAGCCCUUUGGGCUUGUUGCAGUGGAGUUUGGGCGCAAGGGUGCCCUUGGUAUUGGUGCGCGAGUUGGCGGCCUGGGUCAAAUGCCUGGUUGGUGGUACAAUGUUGAAUCUACAACAACAUCGCAUCUUCUGCAUCAAUUCAAACUCGCUAUUGGUAGUGCAUUGAGCUCGAAACCCAGAGUUCGAGCCAUGAUGAGGGCACGGUCCGCGAAGCAACGCUUUCCUGUUGCUCAGUGGGUGGAAGACCUUGAAAUCUUGCAAUCUACUGCGAUUCGCAUUCACAGCAAAGAACUGGCGAAGUCAAGUGGACAGCCGUUGACUCCAUCCGGGUAUAACACCCCGAGUGGGAUGAUGACGCCUCCAGUUGCAGGAAGUCUGACUCCAACCGGCAUACAAACUCCUCCUUUGAUCCAUUCACGGGAACCUAGUAUCUCAAACGCCAGUCGGCUCAGUGUGCUCGGCCCCCAGCAACGAAACACAAUCGUAUACAGCCGCGACCCAAGUCCUGGAAUGGCUGAAAAGCCCAAGUCAGGUCUUAGCCGGCAGCUAUCACUCGGAGUAAGAGCUGGACCUGGGCAUCUGGAGCGCCGCGGCCGUCGUAAGCUCAAGAAGAUGAACCAAGCGGGCAGUGAUGACAAUCAGAACUCAACGACUGACGUCGAGUCAAGCAGCGAUGACGAUAUUAUUCCCAGCUACUACGGUGGCGACGAAUACACUCUCACGCCCGAACAAGCGGAAGCAGGGCGACAAAUGGAAAUCUCCCAGCAACAAGGGCAUCAUUCCGUGUGGACCCCUCGGGACUUCUUCAGUCGGAGGCAUUCAAGUCAAACGUCUAUCUCUUUUAACACCCCCCUGUCCCCCACCAGCACUGGUGUCACUGAAGCCGACGACACUAUCUUCCCUCCUGCUCGGCGGAUGCUGGAACCUGCUAACCCGAGCCACCGCCUUAGCAGCGCCUCUGUGCUGUCGGUAGAUUCGAUCGUCGGCGCCAAGCGAGAUUAUAGACUCCAGAGGGUUGAUCCUUUCUUCACGGACAGUACCGGCGAGUUCUACAGAAUCUUUGAAAAGAAGUUGGAGGCAUUGAAUGGUUCAAAUAGUGAAUCACAGCUUUGCAUCGAGGAGUACCUUGUCAAGAGUGAGAAGAAGUGGUUCGACAGAUUCAGGGAUGCUAAAUUAGGUCGCAAUCAGUCUCCUGCUUCUUCCGUUUUCCAGGUCAAGCGCGAUAUUUCGUCCAACGAUACGGUCUCCAAUGAAAUGGGGGCGCGUGAGAGCGACAGCGACCCACCCAAAGAACGGGAUGAGUUCUUCUUAGGGUCUGAUUAUGUUCCCCCCACAGGCCUGAAAAAAUGGAUGCAAGUGCGGAUUGGUGACUGGCCUAUCUACUCGAUAUUUCUUGGAUUGGGACAAAUCAUUGCGGCCAACUCCUACCAGAUCACACUGCUCACCGGCGAAGUUGGCCAGACACCUGAAAAGCUCUAUGGUAUCGCGACAACAUACUUGAUUACAUCGAUCAUCUGGUGGUUUUUCUUCCGCUACUUUAAGUCAGUGGUCGUCCUCUCGCUUCCAUGGCUGCUGUAUGGCCUUGCGUUUGUCAUAAUCGGUGUCGCGCAUUUCGAAAGUAACGCAUUCAGUCGCGGCUGGAUCCAGAAUGUGGGAAGCGGACUGUACGCUGCUGCCUCCUCUAGUGGCUCCAUUUUCUUUGCGCUGAAUUUCGGUGAUGAGAAUGGAGUGCCUGUCAAACAGUGGGUUUUCCGUGCAUGUGUCAUUCAAGGUACCCAGCAGGCUUAUGUGAUCGGCCUGUGGUAUUGGGGAACCAGCCUUGCUCAAGCAACCAACAGUGGCAUUAUCAAUCCUCAGGGUGAUAUAACGAACACUUGGAAGAUAACUGCCAUUUGCUUACCCAUCGCCAUCAUCCUGUGGAGUAUCGGUUUGCUUGUUUUCUUCGGUCUGCCGAAUUACUAUCGGCAGAUACCCGGGAAAGUCCCAUCUUUCUACAAGUCUGUCUUCCGGCGAAAGAUCGUUCUGUGGAACUUCGUUGUUGUCAUCGUUCAGAACUUCUUUCUGAGCGCACAGUAUGGACGGAAUUGGAGCUUUCUCUGGAGCUCUAAGAAUGCGGAAGCCUGGCAGGUGGGAAUUUUGUGCGCUUUUUUCUUUGGCGCUGUCUGGGCCGCGCUGCUAUACUUGUUCGGUUAUCUGUCCAAGUCUCACAGCUGGAUCAUUCCAGUGUUCGCCUGCGGCUUGGGGGCUCCGCGAUGGGCCCAGAUGCUUUGGGGAGUCUCAGGGAUUGGGCUGUAUCUUCCCUGGGCUGGCGGGGACGUAGGCGGGGCCCUUGUUUCUCGGUCCGUGUGGCUCUGGCUUGGAGUCCUGGAUUCCUUACAGGGCCUCGGAUUCGGCAUGAUCUUGCUUCAGACCUUGACUCGGAUGCACAUCUGCUUCACUCUGCUGGCUUCUCAAGUGCUAGGUUCAAUUGCGACCAUCUGCGCCAGGGCGUUCGCUCCGAAUAAUAUUGGUCCGGGGCCGAUUUCACCAGACCUGACGGCCGGAGUCAGCUCGGUUGCCAAUGCCUGGUUCUGGAUUGCUAUUUUCUUUCAGCUGCUAAUAUGCGCUGGGUUCUUAAGGUUCUUCCGGAAAGAGCAACUUUCAAAGCCCUGA